Molecule: messenger RNA, 780 nt
Organism: Lithohypha guttulata
Lineage: Eukaryota; Fungi; Ascomycota; Eurotiomycetes; Chaetothyriales; Trichomeriaceae
Exons: 2
Coding region: 1-780 (259 amino acids)
Source: RefSeq, a predicted model, not a curated record
AUGAACGAUUCCAGCUCGGGCGAGCUCCCUGCUGCAACCGAGAGACGAAAGAGUUUCGUCGAUAUGCUGAAGCCUAGAGUGUUCAGCACCAGCACGUCCUCCUCGACCUCUCCCGCAGGUGCAGUGCCAGCAGCACCACCACCACCAGCUCAGCGAAAGAGUAGUAUGUCCAUGGUCUUGGGUCUCUCUGGCGCAGGGAACAAUCAAGAGUCACCAUAUAAUGCUUUCACGCGUCAACGCCGAGCCAGCAUUUCUACCUCUUCAGCUAGUGGCUCUGAAUUCCGAAACAGCUUUGACGAGAACGCGAUCAUCGAGGAUGACGAUAAGCUGCCACCACUAAAUUCUCCUCCCAGUCCUUCAUUUGCCCGCAGACUCAGCUUUGGUGCUCAAGCAAUGCGUGAGGCGAGACAAAGCGGCACGUCUCCCACCAAUACUGCUGGUAGGCGACCCUCGUCUUAUCUGCUGUCCACAUUGACCGAAGAUUCCGACAUCAACCAUGAUCAAAAAGCUGCACCUGCUCGCUCCCCAGGGACGGCCAAGACUGGAGGAGAAGGAUUCAACUGGUCCGAUGCCAUGAAGAACAAGAGAGCCUCUAUUUCUGCUGGAAAUCCAUUCUCUCCAGCCCAUAACCGGAGCAAAUCGUUCAAUGCACCACAGCCUCCACCACCACCGAAGGAAGUCGGGCUGAGUAGUCCUCCCCCAGCUCCCUCUGUGUUGAGGUCCAAGAAGCCAGACCACCUAGGUGAACGAAUGCUUCGAGGAGAGUUUAUGAUGGAUUAA